Messenger RNA from Sitodiplosis mosellana (orange wheat blossom midge), 731 nucleotides. RefSeq lists its product as uncharacterized. The transcript is spliced from 3 exons. The record is from RefSeq and is a predicted model, not a curated record. NCBI's taxonomy places the organism in Eukaryota, Metazoa, Arthropoda, Insecta, Diptera, Cecidomyiidae. Bases 97 to 657 code for a protein of 186 amino acids.
AGUCAACAAAAUUCAAGGCAAAGCAUUCGCCACGACACAUACCAUUGAGCUCGAUUUAGUGUGGCAUCGAUCGUCUUCUUGUGAACAUCUUUAAAAAUGAUUUCAGUUGUUAUUUUGUUAAUUUCAUUGGUUUUGAGUGUGCAGUGUGAAGAAGUUACUACUACUUCGACACCCGCACCGCCAGUGACUGGAAAUUUGGGUGGAACAAAAUCGGACCGAAUUGCAUUGUUCGAAGAAUACUUGAACGCUGGCAAACCAGAACAAACAACCGCUUAUCGCGAUGACAAUCCAAUUCUCAAAGAGGUGCUAAAAGAGUUCAAUAAAACCAUGCAAACACAAGUCAAUGGAUAUGCCGUGCAUAAAGCGAUGUUAAUUUCUGAUCAAAAGGAUUGCGAUAGCAAAGCAGUAGACAGAGCCAAUUCGAUUAUGCAAAAAGCGUUCGAUGACACCGUUGAAUGCUUGAUCCUGUUUCGCCACAGAAUUCGAUCGGAAAUCAAAGCUGAGAUCACCAACAUUAGAGAGGUUCCACAAGAUCAACGCGCAUCACUGAUUCUACCAGUCGAUGAAUGCUUCGAAAAAAUGAAGACCAACACAUUCAAACAGUUUGGAGAUAAUACCGCCAAUCAUCUUAUAUGUUCGAAAAAAAUUAAAAUUUAAGAUUGUACAACACUUUUUUGUAACUUUUGAUUGGAAUUGAAAUAAAAUUGCCGUCAUGAGCACUUUGAACUAAA